UAUUUGUAGGCCACUCGUAACUGUUGUAUUUUCUUUUUCAGCUUUGGUGAAAGCCUUUGUGUCAUAUUUAGCUACAGUUGGAUUAAAGAAGCCUGAAUCUUGAUGUAUUUGUGGGAACUUAAAAUGUUCUAUUUGUCGGGCUAUAUAGUUCUAGCAGUAUCUUUACUCUGCAGUUUGGAACACGUUACUGGGAAAUGCAUUCCGUCCAAGUGUGUUGAUCCAAACACAUGCAGCUUAUCUGAUGAUGGCCUGAGCUGUAAAUGUGCAGCGGGUUAUUUUGGAGACCAGUGUGACCAAGCUGUACUGAUGAAUGUCGUGUGUGGAAAAGAUUCAAUCACAAUCUCUGUGAUUGAAGAUUUCUUCAAAUAUUUCAACAUUGGCAUUAGGUCUGUUCACUUGACAAACCCUGAGUGUCGUGCCAGAAAGGAGGUGAUUGCUGGUGUUACAUUUUUCACAGUGCGAACACCAAAGGACAAGUAUACUUUCUGUGGUGGCCAACCUGUUGAGAAAAACAUUACCCAUGUGAUCUACUCCCUGACAUUGAUGUCGGAGCUGCAAGUUUACAGGAACAUUGUAAGAGACUCUGCCAUAAAGAUUGAGUACAAGUGCGUCUACCCGUUCAUCCGCACGGUCAGCCUGGCUUAUCCUGUCCUCCCUGUGACAAGUGAAGCGGUGUUGCGGAUGGAUGAGCUGGAUGCAACAGUGGAACUGAGUGUGUAUAGGGAUGAGCGGUAUGUGGAUGUCUAUGGAGGCGUACCCACUGUUCACUUCAGGGAGAGAGUGUUCGUGCAGGUCAGUGUGACUCGGCCGAGGGAUUUCUUCAACUUGAGGGUGGAUGAGUGCUGGGCAACACAGACUGCAAAUCCCAAUGACACGUCAAGCCUCUCGCACACACUCCUUCUGGACGGGUGUGCUGACGAUGAAACGGUCUCAUUUAUAACGAAAUCCAUUACAUACCGAAAUGGUACCAUGGCACAAGGGGGACAAAACGGCGUGAGCUCAACUGUGCGUUUCUCCUUUGAAAUGUUUCGUUUCAUUGUCGAGCCCCAUGAGCUUUAUUUACACUGCAUAGUUCACCUCUGUACCCAAGGGCAUGGAGAGGCUUGUGUACCUGAAUGUAAAUCCAUUGUGAAGAGAGAUGCUCCAUCAAUGGAACCCCUUGAAGGUCUUGUGUCUUAUGGCCCAAUUAGGCUUGUAGAGCCUGAGCAGCCCAAGAUGAAUAUGCUUUUUACCCUGAUGCUGCCCAUGGCUGUGGUCUGGAUCGUGGCACUCUUUGUCCUCAUCUUGAUCUACAUUGCCAAGGCAGGGAACAGACACAUGGUCUCUGACUGUCCAUCGUAAUGUAACUGCACUGAAACCUUUUAUUUUAUUUAUUUUUACUUUCAAAAUAUGUUUACACUGGCUUGACUUGUAAACUUAUUGAACUAAAGAUGGUUGUGACCUAC
Ictalurus punctatus (channel catfish) is the source of this 1445-nucleotide messenger RNA. RefSeq names its product zona pellucida glycoprotein d (gene zpd). The transcript is spliced from 9 exons. Lineage: Eukaryota; Metazoa; Chordata; Actinopteri; Siluriformes; Ictaluridae. Gene Ontology annotation, biological process: neutrophil migration. Gene Ontology annotation, cellular component: apical plasma membrane; cell surface. The coding region runs from base 103 to 1341 and encodes 412 amino acids. The record is from RefSeq and is a predicted model, not a curated record.